AGACAGAAGAAUAGACAGAGAUGCAUCGAAUCUGAUCAAUUAUUGCAAAUAUCAACUCUCGUGAGCACGCUUUGGAAUAGAUUCCGCUUCGUGUCUGUGCCAUAGCCGAAACUUUGCUCUCAGGGAUAUAUUGUGUGGUUGCUCAUGAUCUGAGACACUCGCCCAUUGAUUUUGGUUGUAAUUGCCUGCCCGCCUGGGGUGAGAUUUUAUUGAAGGAAGGGGCAGCGGUGUCGGAGACGACGAUGCUAUCAGCUUUAGUUUUUUUAGCUGUAGCAUCCACAAGUUUUACAGAAGUAACCACCCUUUUAGACCAUGCACCUGAGGAAGUGGAGUUCACUAAUGAGUUUGCAGUACAGGUCCAUGGUGGCCCAGAGGUGGUCAGGAAUAUUGCCCGAGACCUAGGCUAUGACAUGAUUGGAAAGAUUGGUGACUUGGAUGACUAUUACCUGCUACAACAUCACGAAAUCCCAAGUAGAUCCAUUAGAUCAGCUUUCCACGUCACAAAACGUCUAGCAGACGACGAUAGGGUCAAUUGGUUUGAGCAACAGCGUAGCAUUGUCCGCCAAAAGAGGGACUACGUAUCGGGGCCCGCCCAGAUGUUUAACGAUGAAUAUUGGCCUCAACAAUGGUAUCUGUUCGAUCAGCGUAAAACGACAGAUGUGCCAAAAACAGACUUGCAUGUUAUGCCAGUCUGGAAGAAGAAUGUCACAGGGGCCGGUGUAGUUGUUACAAUUAUAGAUGACGGUUUGGAGAAGAAUCAUAGUGACCUUUCUAGAAAUUAUGACCCCAAAGCAAGUUGGGACUACAAUGAUAACGAUGAAGACCCUUCUCCGCGCGCAACAACAACGAAUGAAAACGCCCACGGAACACGAUGUGCUGGCGAAGUUUCUAUGCAAGCAAACAACUUGAUUUGUGGAGUUGGAAUUGCUUUCAAUGCGAAAAUCGGAGGGAUUCGGAUGCUCGAUGGAAAAGUUACAGACGCACUAGAAGCCGCUGCCUUCAGCCACGCACUGGGUCAUAUUGAUAUAUUUAGCGCAAGUUGGGGGCCUAGUGACGAUGGGAAGACGGUAGAGGGCCCAGGUAAUCUAGCAUCAAAAGCAAUUCAGAAAGGUAUAAGAGUGGGUCGAGAUGGAAAGGGUGUUCUAUACGUUUGGGCUUCCGGUAACGGUGGUAGGAACAAUGACAAUUGUAAUUGUGACGGCUACGCUGAUAGCAUUUACACCAUAUCGAUAUCAAGCGCGUCAUCCGAUGGCCAAUUGACGUGGUACGGCGAACGCUGCCCGUCAACUCUUGCGUCAACGUUCAGUAGCGAUUUCACCAACUCACAACAGGUGAUAACGACUGACUUGGAUGAUACGUGCACGACCCAGCACAGCGGCACGUCGGCAUCGGCGCCCAUGGCAGCUGGUAUUCUUGCCUUAGCACUGGAAGUCAACCCCAAUCUUACUUGGCGCGACAUCCAACAUAUCAUCGUCUGGACUUCUGAAUACGCACCAUUAGAAUCAAACGACGGAUGGUUAACCAAUGGAAUAGGUUUGAAAGUAAACUCAAACUUUGGGUUUGGACUUCUCAACGCACACGCAAUUGUCGAGAUGGCUGACCCUUCAGUGUGGCAAUCUGUUCCUCCGAAAAGAAUAUGUGAAAGUGGGCCAGAUAAAAGCAAAUGGGAACAUAGGAUAUUUUCAAAGCUAAAUAAACUGUCAAUGGUUAUAAAUACGGACGGUUGUGCUGGGUCGGAAAGUGAAGUAACUGUAUUAGAACAUGUACAAGUCAUUCUUACACUUAACUACACACGAAGAGGAAAUCUUAAAAUUACUCUGACGUCACCAGAAGGUACUUCAACAAAUUUAUUGGAGCCUCGUGAGACGGAUGAAUCACGGGAAGGUUUUCGGAACUGGGCGUUUAUGUCAGUUCACACAUGGGGUGAAAAUCCAGCCGCAAAUGGUGGUCAAUGGGAACUCUCAAUUGAAGAUAAGGGUUCAAGUGAAGAUAAUUCAGGAGCACUUAUAUCAUGGCAGUUAGUUUUACACGGUAUGAAUCAACAGCCAGAAUUCCAAAAAGGAGGACGUCAAUAUACCAAUAAUUACAAUCAAGUCAAGAAUGAGAAGAGAUAUAAAUCACGAAGUCGUUUGAGAGAUUUUGAAUCGUCGACAGAUGAACAGAAUAUAUAUGACGCUAUAAACUGGGCUAGGGACUUCCUAUCCUACUCCGGGUACCGGGAUAAAAGUCGUUAUUAAACCUUGAACACAAAAUAAACACUUACAAAAACAUAUACAGUACAACCAAAAAUAACGAUGUAUUAAGAAUUACAGAGCAGAUAAUAAGGUAGCAACGAAACAACAAUUGUUGCAUCUUUUGUCAAAACUAAAAAUGAUAUACAGAUAUAUAAGAAGAUAUAAAUAAAUAUAUAUAUAUAUAUAUAUAUAUAUAUAUUCAUUUCAAUAUGUUCAUUAAUUCAUCAAAACAUAUUUGAUAAAAUUAACAUCGAAAAAAUGAACACAAAAAAAGUAUUAAAAUAAAAAAGAAGAUAUAGGCCUAAAUUUACAUAUCUCUUAGCAAAUAGACAGAUGUAUCUAACUUACUUAUAAUAUCAAAAUGUGAUGCUUCCUCACUAAUUAAAUUAAUCAACCCAAUAAACAGAAGUUUCUCUCUGUCAAAGCUAGUGUCAUGCCACUAGACCACAAGGGUCUGUUGGUAUGUCGAAAAAUUCAGCGAAGACAUAUUCUAACAACUGAUAAAGCCCUCAUGCAUUGGGCUUGGUGGAAGCUAAAGCGUACUCUAAUGGUCACAGCUGGUUUUAUGCUGACGGUGCAGCAAUGGUGCAGCAUAGACUUGAUAGUCAGUGAAUAAUAGUAGAAACUGUGCGCAAAUAAGUAAACAAUGAUGUAAAACAUCGUAUCAGGUAUAGUCUAUCAACGAAAAUGAUCCUCAUCAUUUUUUUAACAAUGUGUUUAUUUAUUUAUUUUUUUUUUUUUGUUCUUUUUUUAACCGAAGCACGGAAAUGCAGCUUUCAAUAGUGCACAGUCAAAUAAGAUAUUUAAAUUGUUAGUUUCAUGUGCAAUAUUGUCCGUGUGUACGUUCAAAACCCAGUACACUCUUCGAAAAAGUGCAGGGGUUUGUCUCCUGGUGUACUGUCAAAUUUACUAUUAAAAUGGCCCAACUGA
Messenger RNA from Anneissia japonica, 3164 nucleotides. RefSeq names its product neuroendocrine convertase 1-like. The coding region runs from base 243 to 2237 and encodes 664 amino acids. The transcript has 13 exons. The record is from RefSeq and is a predicted model, not a curated record. NCBI's taxonomy places the organism in Eukaryota, Metazoa, Echinodermata, Crinoidea, Comatulida, Comatulidae. Gene Ontology annotation, biological process: protein processing. Gene Ontology annotation, cellular component: Golgi membrane; trans-Golgi network. Gene Ontology annotation, molecular function: serine-type endopeptidase activity.